AUGGCGUUUCUUUUCAAAUCAAAGAGGAACCAGGACCGCGCACUCUCGAGCCGGGACGGGUCGCAGGGCUCUGGGUCGGGGUCAGGCAGCGCGACGGCGCGUGUGAGGGACGACAAAGGCUCUCGGUCCACGCCAACGGGCAGUCUCCAUUCUCUCGAUAACGACGGCAGUAUGGGCAGCCCGGAUCAGCCUUACGCGCGCCAAAGAGGCCAGAGCAUGGAUCAGCAACCUCAGAUCUCCCCACAAUCGCAACAGCCACCACCACAGCAGCAGCAGCAACAGCUACAGCAGCAACAGCCGCCGCAGCAACAACAACAACAACAGCAGCAUCCUGGCGAACCACCGCUUCGCAAUGGCGCGGCUUCACAGUUGGCGGCAAACCCGAACGCCUCGCUCUACCCGUGGUCGCAGCGGCGGCUAACCUAUACCUCGUCUCACCCGAGUCCGUUCCCGAGAUAUGGCGCCGCGGUCAAUUCGAUUUCGUCCAAGGAGGGCGACAUCUACGUGAUGGGUGGCCUAAUCAACAGCUCCACGGUGAAAGGCGACCUCUGGCUGAUCGAGGCGGGCGCCAAUAUGGCUUGUUACCCGCUUGGCACGACUGCCGAAGGCCCGGGCCCGAGGGUUGGACAUUCCAGCUUGCUGGUGGGAAACGCAUUUAUAGUCUUUGGUGGAGACACCAAAAUCGAGGAUGAGGACGCUCUCGAUGAGACGCUCUACUUGCUGAAUACAUCAACGAGGCAAUGGUCAAGGGCACUACCCAACGGUCCACGUCCCAGCGGUCGAUACGGUCACUCGCUGAACAUUCUUGGGUCGAAAAUAUACAUCUUCGGUGGUCAGGUGGAAGGGUAUUUCAUGAACGACCUGGCAGCCUUCGAUCUGAACCAACUGCAAAUGCCUAAUAACCGCUGGGAGAUGCUCAUUGCCAGUAGCGACAGCGGCGGCCCGGGCCAGGGGAAGCUACCGCCCGCGAGGACGAACCAUUCCAUGGUGACGUAUAACGACAAGCUGUAUUUGUUUGGCGGUACGAACGGUUUCCAGUGGUUCAAGGACGUGUGGUGCUACGACCCCAUGACCAACCUUUGGUCGCAACUCGAUUGCAUUGGUUACAUCCCAUCCGCACGUGAAGGCCAUGCAGCGGCCAUUGUGGACGAUGUCAUGUACAUUUUUGGAGGCCGUACGGAUGAAGGGGUGGAUCUAGGUGACUUGGCAGCGUUCAGGAUCUCGUCUCGACGGUGGUAUACUUUCCAAAACAUGGGCCCGUCGCCUUCACCGCGGUCUGGGCACAGCAUGACGGCUGUGGGGAAGACCAUCGUGGUCGUUGGAGGCGAACCGAGCUCUGCAGCGACAGCCGUCAACGAUUUGGCGCUCGUGUACUGCUUGGAUACGACUAAGAUUCGGUAUCCAAGCGAUGGAGCGGCCAGCCGAGAUGCGACCCGGAACAAGCGACCCAACGACCUGGCAAUGCAAAAUAUGGCCCGAAACACACCUUCGCGCGAGGGGUCAACCGGUCCUCCCGAGGGCAGAAGGCAGGCCGGAACCCCGAACGCUGCUAAUGGCUAUAGGUCUCCCACUGGCGAGCCCGCGCUACUCAACGGUCAGCCCAACGGUGCCGCUCGGGUGGCUCAGACGACACGACAAGCAGGACCAGCUGGUCCGCCGCCGCAGGGGCAAGCACCAAAACCAGGAGGUGCUGCAAUCGGCCACCGCCCGAGGACCUCUUCGCUCGAUCGUAUGAACCUACCACCCACAUCGGCCGUGACAUCUCCCAUCCCUCCACAAGUUGCGGGGCUGCGGGAAGCUGAAGGUGCCGCUGGAGUAAACGGGCGGCAAACUCCACCAACCCAGAACCCCCCACGGUCCUCGUCGAGGCAAAGCGAUUCCAGGUCCGGCCAAGGCGAACCCCAGGGAUUGCAAGCGCCAAAGCCCAGGCAAACACGUGGUCAAGGGUCCGUAGACAGUUCGACCGAGCCCGCCCUCAAGCAGGUUGUGACUCGUCCAGCAUCUCCUCCGCCACCUACUCGCCAACCCAGCAACGCCCUUUCCAGGAGAUCGUCGACUAGGAAUUCUCAAACGGUCGCUUUGCUUAAGGAGCUCGAUUCGGCUAGGAACCGCAAUGCCUGGUAUGCGUCUGAGUUGGAACUGGCACGUCGCGCUGGCUACGUGCCCAACACGUCUCUGAGUCCGAUGCUCGACAGCCGGCCGAUGGAGACGUUUGACGACGAGGACAAGCCUCUGAUCGAGGCACUUCUUGCGAUGCGGACGGAACUUGCCAACGUCCAAUCUUCUGUCGACAAGCAAGCGGUUCUAGCAGCGAAGCAAAUCGCCGAAGCAGAGAAGCAGCGGGACGCCGCUAUCCAAGAGGCUGUUUACGCCAAGGCCAAGCUCGCUGCCCGGACGGGGGCAAGCGCCAGCAGUACACCGCAGCUCGACAACGAAAAGGACCAUGAGGAGCGAACGGGCGAGAUUGGCAAGAAGCUCGCAUUUUCUUUGAAUGCCCAAAGAGAACUCCAAGACCAGCUGGACCGGCUCAGCAACGACCAUGAGGCGGAACGAAAGGCACGGAAGUUGGCAGACGAAACGGCCAACGCGGCACACAAGCGAAUGGCAGACCUGGAGAACUACAAGCAGCAAAAUGCCUCGGAACUCGAGCGGUUGAAGGCCGAGCUGCACUUGGCUCAACGGGAGGCCCGGGAGAAGUCGGUAGCCGCCGCGGAAGCCAUCGCCUCAGCAGAAAUGCUUCGGGUCGAAAGGGCCGAAUUUGAGACCAAGUACAACGAGAUUGCCGAGAGCCACAAAGAGCACACCACGACAUUCACUAGCCUCCGUGGCGCCGUGGCCGCCUCUGCCGAUACCAAAGCCCUGCUGGAGCGGAAACUGGAUGAGGAGCGCGUUCUUCGGGAAACGGUCGAGGCAAAGCUCAACACGCUCAAGGCUGAGCACGAGGCGCGGACCGCCGAGCUCGUGUCCGCGACGCAACGUUUACGGGACGCUGAAGAACUGGCCGAGCAGCACGCGAACGAGGCUCGGCUUCACCGUGACGCCGUCAUGGUCGGUUUGGAGAAGAUAUCUCUCAAGGACACCGCAGACUCGAGCAAGGGCGAUUCCGAACGCAUUCGUGCCCUCCAAGGGCAGGUUGAUGCUGCGAAUGUGUUGGUCAAGAAGUACCAACAGGAGGCGGACAGCGCUGCUGACAAGCUUCGUGGUGCUGAGGAACGCAUAGCCGGGCUCGAGGCCUACCAGGAGCAGGCCAGCCGUGAGGGCGUUUCCAUCCGCCGCCAACUGCAGAACGCGCUGAGGGAGACCCAGUCUCUCCAAGCCGGCAGCUCCGACCUCAAGAAGGAGUUGGACAAGCAAAAGCAGGAAACCAACGCCAUGCAGGUGCAGUACAACGCGCUCAAGGAUAUUCUCGGGGAGCGCGGGAUCUCGCCUACCGCGGCGGCGGCGGUCAGGGCGCGCAACAGCCCAAGGCACAGCCCCCGCGGAGGGUCGCCAGAACAGAUGCGCCUGCGCGAGCUCGAACAACAACUCACGGCUGCACAAACGGCGCUCGAAGACACCAAGUCGCAGGCCGCAGUCGAGGCGCAGGAGUCCGAAUCGGCGUACCGCGACAAGCUCGCACAGCUCGAAAACGAUUAUCAGUCGGCCGUGCACUACGUCAAGGGAACCGAAAAGAUGCUGAAGCAGCUUAAGGAGCAGCUAUCACGCUAUAAGACGGAGAACGGCAAGUUGAAGGAGCAACUCGCCGACAUGGAGGAACACCUCGAGACCGGUGGCGCGGCCGCACGGGACUUGCAUGCCCCUGCGGACUGGGAGAGGCAGCAACAGUCUCUGCAAGACGAGGUCGAGAAACUGCGGACCGAGCUCCACGGCACGGCUUCCAACCUGGAACAACAGGUCCGGAAGCUCGCCGACGCCCAACGAGAACGCGACUCGGCCGUUCGCAACUCCGAGCAGGCCCAGCACCGACUCGAGACCUCGAAGCGGGAUCUCGAACAGCUUCAGCAUGAAAACGAGCUGUUGGAAACCCGUGCUCGGGAUGCCGAGAACAAGGUCAGCACACUUCUCGACCAGGUCGAACUCUCCGUCGAUAACUACCGCCGCCGCAGCCGGCAAGUGCCCAGCGACUCCCUCAACAUCCUUUCCACCAGCCCCCACCACGACAGCCACAGCGGCAACGGUAAUGGCAACGGCAACCACCACCGCAUGCCAGGCCACCUCCGCCAAGAAUCCAACACCAGCGAAGCCGACAGCCUCUACGGCCCAACCAUCACCACCACCGGCGCCGACAGCAGCCACAGCCCCAGCGGAACCGGCCUCGGCGGCGCCAACAGCCACAGCCUCAGCAGUCCCAGUGGCGGCCUGGGCGAAGCGCGGAACAGCGCGGCACUCGACAGUCUCGCCAACGAGCUCGAGACGCUGCGCAGCCAUUGGGAGGCGACCAACAAGAACUACCGGCUCAGCAACACGUUUGACUUUGACGCCAACCCGGUUGCUGCGGCCAGCGCGGCGAAUGCGGCGGCGGCUAGCGGGGCCGCUGGUGCUGCGACGGGGCCGGGGUUGAGUGAGAGUUUGGCGGAUUGGCGGAAGAGGUUGGAUGAGAGUCAUCCUGAUAGUUAG
This is a messenger RNA of Dichotomopilus funicola, 4617 nucleotides long. RefSeq lists its product as uncharacterized. The record is from RefSeq and is a predicted model, not a curated record. Gene Ontology annotation, molecular function: protein binding. The coding region runs from base 1 to 4617 and encodes 1538 amino acids. Lineage: Eukaryota; Fungi; Ascomycota; Sordariomycetes; Sordariales; Chaetomiaceae. The transcript has 4 exons.